CGAAAUAUUCUCCGUAGAUUCUCCGGAGAAAUCAUUAUUAUUUUUUGCAUAUUGUUUCCGAUACAAAUCCAUAAAUAGGCAUCCAUCAAUCUCAAAACAAGGUUAACAGAAUUCUACGGCAACGAUUCCUAUUUUGUUGCUUUGUUAAAACCCUCUUUUUUGUCCUCAUAUUUGUUUUCCUUUGAAGAAAAAAGUCAGGAAAAUUCAAUUGGAUCAAAACCUUUUUCUCUUCCUCUUUCUUCUUCAUAAGAAAACUAAUUGCAGUAACAUCGUCCGAAGAAGGAAGAGGCUAGGGCAUCCAUUUUUCUUUUCUUUUCUAUAUAUAUUUUAAUAUUUAAUUUUACAAGAAACCUGGGCGGCAAAAAUGUCAAUCGGAGGGAAGAGCAAAGUGAAGUUCAUGUGCAGUUUCGGCGGCAAAAUCCUCCCUAGACCUUCCGACGGCCUUCUCAAAUACGUCGGCGGCGAAACUCGCGUCAUCGCCGUCUCUCCAGACAUCACCUUCGUCGAACUCACCAAGAAGCUCGCGGAGAUGACAGAGAACGACGUCGUACUCAAAUACCAAAUCCUCCCCGAAGAUCUCGACGCGUUAGUCUCCGUAAAGUCGGACGAAGACCUCAAACACAUGAUGGACGAAUACAACCGUCACCACCACCACAACGAGACUCCCAAACUCAGAACCUUCUUGUUCCCAGCCAACCCAACGGUUGUUCGAUUAGGUUCUCCUAUCGAGCCUCAGACGAUAGAGCAGCGCUACAUCGAAGCCAUCAACGGCAUUGUUCGCGGCGCUCCGAUCAAAACACGGCCUUCUUUCACCCUCUCCGCUUCCUCCUCUCCUAAAUCUGAAUCAUCACCGGAUGGAUUCGGUAACGAGCAGCCGCCUGAGAUUGGUAGCUACCAAUUGAGCCGGCUUUACCCGAUGCAUAGAGUACGGAGUAGUCCUAACAUCUCACAGCAGUCACAGCCACAUAACCACCACAACCACCAUCACAGUGCUUACUUUCAGCCACCUAACUACUUGAAUUGUAGACUGCGCCCACCACCACCCCCACCGUUAGACUUCCCUAGAGGCGCAGGCUGGGAUGGUAACGGAAAGUACGGUUGCAGUGAGGAACGUAGAGUCUGGGGUAGAGCAAACAGUGUUCCUCACAGUCCUAGGAACCAUGGAUUUCGUCUCUGAUAACAUUUAUAUAUACAUGGUCUUCUUGUGUUUUGUUGUUGUGUAGUUUCUGACAGACAUCUGUAGGAAUCUAGUGUGUUUACUACUCUUGCAAGAGAUUUGGUUUGUAAAGCUGAGAAGGACAAAGUUUGACUCCUACCAUUAGUUUGCUGCCCAAAAUGAUAUUGUUCUUCCUACUAAA
Molecule: messenger RNA, 1358 nt
Organism: Raphanus sativus (radish)
Lineage: Eukaryota; Viridiplantae; Streptophyta; Magnoliopsida; Brassicales; Brassicaceae
Exons: 2
Coding region: 365-1177 (270 amino acids)
Molecular function (GO): protein binding
Source: RefSeq, a predicted model, not a curated record